This is a messenger RNA of Olea europaea var. sylvestris, 630 nucleotides long. RefSeq lists its product as uncharacterized. Bases 1 to 630 code for a protein of 209 amino acids. The record is from RefSeq and is a predicted model, not a curated record. The transcript has 3 exons. Lineage: Eukaryota; Viridiplantae; Streptophyta; Magnoliopsida; Lamiales; Oleaceae.
AUGAAGAGUGAUAGUCCUGAAGUGAGUAAUUUAUUUUUUGCAUUAGAGGUCAUCGCGUGGGGUGACAUUAGGUUUGGGGUUACCAUGAAGGGGCUUCAAACAAAAAUCGCAAUUGAUAAAAGUGUUGAAUUGUUGAUCGAUAACAUUGGAGACGUAUUAGCAAAGAUAAUUGCUACCGUGAAAAGACUACUGAAAAAUACCUUGCCAUUUCGAAGAGAUGAUGAGAGGCUACAUGUUGAGAACAAUGGCCUCUUUUUACAAAUUAUGGAAAUGGUUAGUGAGUUUGAUCUAGUAAUGCAAGAGUACCUUCGAGUAAGAGAGAUUCAAUAUACGUAUCUUGACAAAAAAAUCCAAAAUGAGUUGAUACAAUCGUUGGCUAAUGAGGUGAGAAGUUCAAUUGUUAAGAAAGUUAAAUAUGCAAAAUAUUUUGCAAUUAUACUCGAUCGUACUCCAGAUGCAAGUCACGAGGAGCAAAUGUUUUUAAUAGUACAAUUUAUUGAUGAUUCGACAAACUUACCUACAAUUGAAGAACAUUGGCUUGAAUUUUUGAAAGUAGAUGACACAAUAAGACUUGGAAUCGAGCUUCAAAAGGUUUUGAUCAAACUCGAUCUGGAUAUUGAUGACAUUUGA